AUGUCUUCAUUUGUUAACCGUUUUGGAAGCGAAAUAAGGGAUGAAUUUAAUAGAUCCAAGAACACUUUGGGAAUCCCAUAUGAAGAGAUAGUAUCAGCUACCAACAACUUUGCGGUCGAAAAUCAAUUAGCAGCCGGCUCCUCCUCUUCCGGAAAGUGGUACAGGGCACAACUACCAGUAGCCUUGCUGGAAUCCGAAGAGAAAACGAUGAUCGAUAUUCUAGUAAGGGAGUUGAAAGUGACAGAGGAUGCUUAUACAGAGAUGGCGAUAGCAUACUAUCUCAAACAUGAAAAUAUCGGUUCCCUCUUAUAUUGGACUGCUGACACAGUUAAUGUAUUCUUUGUAUAUAAGAUUGAGGCCAAUGGUAGUCUGGACGAACAUCUUCAUUCAACGGCCGGCCUCACAUGGACGCAGAGACUCAGCAUAUGUAUUGGUGUCGGACGAGCAUUGAAAUACAUUCAUGAUUCUGACUUCGUGCAACCCGGCUAUUAUGUCAUACAUGGCAACAUCAAGAGCUCACUAAUCUCACUAGAUGACAGCUGGCAGCCCAAGUUACAAGGCUUCGAAUUACCUGAUGCCACGGUAGCCCAAAGAAAUACUCUUCACCUUACUGGUAAAUAUAAGGGGACCUUACAAUAUAAGGACCCGGCAUAUGAAAAAAGCGGAGCUUUGACGGCCAAGUCAGACGUGUUCUCCUUCGGAGUUGUUUUAUUUGAAGUCUUGUUUGGGAGGAGUGCGUCUACUCCUCCAAACGGUGAUCCGCAAGCCGAUGAUGAUUGGAAUUUUGCUGAGUUCGCCAGAUCCCGUUGGAAGAAAUAA
This is a messenger RNA of Erigeron canadensis, 819 nucleotides long. RefSeq names its product probable receptor-like protein kinase At2g23200. Gene Ontology annotation, biological process: protein autophosphorylation. The coding region runs from base 1 to 819 and encodes 272 amino acids. The record is from RefSeq and is a predicted model, not a curated record. The transcript has a single exon. Gene Ontology annotation, cellular component: plasmodesma; plasma membrane. Gene Ontology annotation, molecular function: transmembrane receptor protein tyrosine kinase activity; ATP binding. NCBI's taxonomy places the organism in Eukaryota, Viridiplantae, Streptophyta, Magnoliopsida, Asterales, Asteraceae.